AUGAGUGAAAAACUAAAGGAGUUGCGUGAGAGAUCACAAAAAAGAAAGAAAUUGUUAGCACAGACUCUUGGUGUAUCGAGUGUAAGCGAGCUGAGGCACGCUUUAGGUACCACUUCCGAUGUUCCGCCUAAGAAACAGGCGAUUGCAGAGAUCAGUACCGAAGGUUCAGAAAAACCCACCACUAAGGAACAACCGGAUGGAUUGGUGUACACGGAUUCUUCAACAUUUUUAAAAGGCACUCAAUCAUCAAACCCCCACAAUGACUACUGCCAGCACUUCGUUGACACAGGCCAGAGGCCGCAGAACUUCAUUCGGGAUGUGGGUCUUGCUGAUCGCUUUGAGGAGUAUCCAAAGUUGCGGGAGCUGAUCAAAUUGAAAGAUGAUUUAAUUGCUCAGACUGCCACACCUCCGAUGUACUUGAAAUGUGAUUUGAAGACAUUUGACCUUAAACAAAUGGGCAAUAAGUUCGAUGUCUUGCUUGUGGAGCCGCCCCUGGGCUCGGGCUGGCGCUGGCAGGACGUGCUGGCUCUUGACCUGCAGCAGCUGGCACAAGCACGCUCCUUCAUAUUCUUAUGGUGCGGCUCUUCUGAAGGCUUGGACAUGGGCAGAGAAUGUCUCAAGAAGUGGGGUUUCCGCCGCUGUGAGGACAUAUGCUGGAUAAAAACCAACAUUAAGAACCCUGGCCAUUCCAAGAACCUAGAGCACAAUGCUGUGUUUCAACGAACUAAGGAACAUUGUCUCAUGGGUAUCAAAGGGACCGUCCGAAGAUCUGUGGAUGGAGAUUUUAUUCAUGCCAACGUAGAUAUAGAUCUGAUCAUAUCUGAAGACCCAGAAUUUGGAAGUACCGAGAAGCCGAUUGAGAUAUUUCAUAUCAUGGAGCACUUUUGUUUGGGAAGAAGAAGAGUCCACUUAUUCGGCCGUGAUUCCACGAUACGUCCGGGCUGGGUGACUAUCGGUCACGAACUCACAAACUCCAACUUUAAUGCAGAACUAUACGCCUCCUACUUCAGUGAGGGUCGAGAGAGUACCGGUUGCACUGAACGGAUAGAAGCGUUGCGCCCUAAGAGCCCUCCUAACACUAGCAAGGGACAGCGGUCCAGGGGGCGAGGUGGUUUCAGGGGGAGAGGAAGAGGUCGGGGUGCUAUUUAG
Molecule: messenger RNA, 1149 nt
Organism: Arctia plantaginis
Lineage: Eukaryota; Metazoa; Arthropoda; Insecta; Lepidoptera; Erebidae
Source: the annotation of a GenBank genome assembly